AUGUAUUCUCCAGUUCCUCAUAUUAAUGACCAAUUGGAAUACAUUAAUGCGACUGAAGAAUCGAUUUUUGACUUACAAGAGCAAAUAUCAUUGCUUAUUAAACAAGAAAAAAUCAAAUCUGAUUCAAUUGCAAAGUUAUCGCUGAAAAUUAAUCAGAAAAACGAAGAAAAAAGUGGGUUGUUAACUACAUCGCAUACUAAAUCCAUAAAAUCUGAUUCAAAAUUAAAUGAUGAAAUAUCUAAUGAAAGCAACAGAUUACAACAGCUAGAGCAAAAACUUUCCAUUUUACAGAGAAAAUAUGAAAUUGUCGACAAAGAUGUUCAAAACUUUCAAAAACUUAGUGAUAAUUUAAAUAUACACUUGAAAAGCACCCAAACACAAUAUCAUUCGCUUCUUGAACCAAAAGAACAAGCUGAUCAAUCAAAUAUAGUUGAAUUACAAGCAAUUGAACUACCAGAUCAAAUCCGAAGUCUAAAUGACAAAAUAUUAGCUACACAGAAGAGUAUUUCGUCAUUAAAUGAUAUAAAAGAACUUAUCACAUCAAAAUUAUCUAUUUUAAAACAAACAAGAACAAUUUUAGACAAAGAAAUCCAUGAUAAACAAGCAAAAUAUGAAGAAUCAUUAGAAAGUUCACCUAAAUCAAACGAAAAUACAUAUGGUUCUCCAAUAAAAUCAAAGUUUGAGUUUGAAUCUUUAAUAUCUACUCAAGAAAAAAGAAACAAUGCAUUACAGAAUGAGAUCAACAAUGCUGAUAGCCAGAUACAAGUUGCUAAUAACUUAAUACGAAGCAAAAACAAUCAAAUUUCGAAGAAAAACCUUGAAUUACAAAAUUUGAAUUCAGAAAUCUCAACAACGACAUUCCAACUGGAUCUAUUAAGGAAAAGAGCACCACCAAUUACAAACAAUCUCUUGAAUUCAUUAACAGAAUCCAAAAUCAGCAUCUUUCAAAAAACAGAUAGAUUAGAGAAGGAACUGGAAGAAACACAAGAUCAACAAACAAAGAUCCAAACGAAAUUAGAGAAUUUGUCCCAAAAAAUAGAACAUCAAGGAAAUAUUUCCAAGAAACUUGAUGAAAUAGAACAGAAAAUAUAUAAAUUAAAGUCUAAUACUGAUGACAACACUUUAGAAAUCAAAAUGAGCAAAGAACUCAAGAUGAUUGAAUUAGAUAUCGAAGAACAACAAAAAGAAGCUCAAAAACUGCAACAGAUUAUACUAGAUUCAUUAGAUAAACCUGUGGAACUUCCAAAAGUCCAAUAUGAAACAGAUCUUGAAAAAGAUCUCAAAAAAAUUCUGAAACAAGCUGAUGCAACUAAGUACGAACUAGAGUAUUUAGCUAAUAAGAAGAAAUACCUAGCAAAACAGAUCAAAGAACACGCGAAAAAGAUUUAUGAAUUUUCUUUGAUGAAUACUGAGCUAAAUACAAGUCAUAACUCAGAUCUUUACGAGCUAUCCAACAUAUGUCGUAUGCUUAGAUCUAAAAUUAAAGAAAAAGCCAGAGAAAUUAGAGCAAAAUUAGACUAUCUUGACACAAGAAAUGAUACAUUAAAGAUGCAAAUAGCUGAUUAUGGCCAUUAUGAUGAAAGAAGAGAUGUUUUUGUUCUCGUCGACGAUUCUCUUUCCGAAAUUUCAAAAGAUUUUACAUUUUCUCAGUCGUUUUUUAGGGAAUUGCUCAAACAACUGGCUAUUUUUGACAAGGAAAAUAUUGAUUACAAUCUGUUCCUCAACAAAUAUUCAAAAAAAUUAGAUUCUUAUUUGAAUUUUUAA
Trichomonas vaginalis G3 is the source of this 1764-nucleotide messenger RNA. Its product is annotated as biological adhesion protein. The transcript has a single exon. The coding region runs from base 1 to 1764 and encodes 587 amino acids. NCBI's taxonomy places the organism in Eukaryota, Parabasalia, Trichomonadida, Trichomonadidae. The record is from RefSeq and is a predicted model, not a curated record.